Molecule: messenger RNA, 986 nt
Organism: Amoebophrya sp. A25
Lineage: Eukaryota; Dinophyceae; Syndiniales; Amoebophryaceae
Source: the annotation of a GenBank genome assembly
AGGCGAAAGAACGCAGGUGGCGGUUUAAGCUCGACGGACUUCAACUGUGCUUAAGGAUUCAGUUGUAAAAGCGUCCUCUUCUAUAAUAAAAUCGCACGCAUUCACUGCACUCCUUUGUAGAGGUAGAAAAGUCAAGAAUGCAAAAACUCCUCAUCGAUAAAAUCACUCGUCGAUAAUUUCGAAAGUAGUUGCGCGAGCAUUGCGCGUUAGCAUUCUCUCUAAACUAGUCACAAUCAUAGUUCUCAGUAAAUUUUCACUCAUCAUCAUUAUUAUUAUCAUCAUCAUCAGCAUCAUCACCAUCAUCAUAAUCUUCACCAUCGUAUUCUGCAGGCCUCUAACUAAAAGAUGGAAGAGUCGCAUUCGAUACCACUGCGGGUAAUAUCGUUUUCGAAGCGAAUACCCGGAAGACUGCUCUGAUCAGCAAAGACGACCUAGAGUUAAGGCACGCUGGUGACUUCUAUUGAUUUGACCACCUAGUGGGCUUCCUAGGGUCAACUUGUUGGCGUCUAUUCCAUUGAGAAGACUACCUCGGGUCGCCGGCCACCUUAGUCACCUAGGCUACUUAGUAUUUCACCUAUCUAGUUUCUCACUCUUUUGGCUCUCAUCGUGCUUUAUUUUAUACCUUCGAUUUUUCAAAAAGAAAAAGGCUCGACGGUAGGAAAUAGAAGUCAGCAGGCAGCGUCUAACAGCGAGCUUCACGUUUUUCAAGCCCGAUUGGUUCGGAGAGAAGCUUCUUCCACAUGACGAGAGUAAUGGUACUCCAACAGACCCACCAAUUAUGCUAAGGAUGUAGAGGGUGUCCCAACAUAUGCGCCAAUCUUGCUAAGUUCUCCUCAACCAUGUUUAAGAUGCACGUAGGAGGAGUCCCUUUCAUCUAGCGGAACGCUUUUCCUCCAACUACACAGGUGAUCAACAAAGGCUGAAGAGCAUCGCGGGCAUGCUGAUACAAGCGAGGAGAACGAGCACAGGUGACGGUGGGUGUCAAU